GGAGAGUGCUCCGCCGGGAGCGGGGAGCGAGUAGGGUGGCGUCUCCAGGGAUUUAACCUCCUACCCUCAGUUCCAUGACGCCACCCCCUCCCUCCAAAGACUGGGACAGCGCCUCCAUUUUUGUUUUGGGGAGGAAGGGCAGGGGCUUGCGGAUAGAAGGGGGUCAAAGGAACGGUGAUUAUCACCUGUGAGGGGAAAGGGGGUGCUGUCCUCCCUCCUUCCCUUUUCCUCAGCCUGCACCCCCUGCAACCCCCCACCUUUCGGGGUCUCCCCCCCCCUUGUUGCUAAGGCCCGGACCGUCAUCCCAGCAACAGCCUCAGUCAUGUGACCGGCAAUGGCGGCGCUGACGAGAGGACUUGGACCUAGGACACCUAGGUCCUGGGUCCCCCGUGAUGGGGAGAGAAGUGUUGCAUCGCGGAUAGACUGUAUGGGCUGAGACUCUAGGGUUCCAUUUUCACUUAUGAAUCUCGAGGUGCAUCUGGCCUUGGGGGACGAUGAUGGAGGCAUGAAGGGACAGCUGCUCCUUUUUGGAUCAGUCAAUAAAUGGAGGUCACACUAAUGGCCCUUCUUUCUGUUUGAGCUGCAUUUGGAAGUGUUGUGGAGACAGCCCCGUAGCCCAAUGCGACCAGACUCAGGGAAAACAUCAGGCCCCUCCAGCUGAGCCCUUGGGUGAGCCCCGCCCCUCCCUAAAUGCCAGACUUGGGAGCUGACAGACAGCACUGCCUGUGCUGGGUUUAAAAGUCCUGGUCAGCUGAGUGGAAAUAGAAGGAUUUCUGCUGCCAUCAUCUUCCAUGGGCUUUCCAGGUCACACGACCUACAAGUAGGGAGCAGGGAAAGAAGAGUGAGCCUGCAUGCCAAUUCUAAGCUCUUCAGGAUCAAAUGUCGUUCGUCCUGUCCAGAAUGGCAGCCUGUGGAGGCACCUGCAAGAACAAAGUGACUGUGUCCAAGCCUGUGUGGGACUUCCUGAGCAAAGAGACCCCAGCCCGGCUGGCCCGGCUUCGGGAGGAGCACCGUGUGUCCAUCCUCAUAGAUGGCGAGACUUCUGACAUCUAUGUUCUCCAGCUUUCCCCACAGGGUCCUCCCCCGGCCCCUCCAAAUGGGCUCUACCUAGCCCGGAAGGCUCUCAAGGGGCUGCUAAAAGAGGCAGAGAAAGAGCUGAAGAAAGCUCAGAGGCAGGGGGAGCUGAUGGGCUGCCUGGCUCUGGGGGGUGGAGGGGAGCACCCUGAGAUGCACCGCGCAGGCCCACCCCCUCUCCGAGCAGCCCCACUUCUGCCCCCAGGAGCUCGGGGGCUCCCCCCUCCUCCUCCCCCCCUGCCCCCACCUCUUCCUCCUCGCCUUCGGGAGGAGGCAGAAGAGCAGGAGAGCACCUGCCCCAUCUGUCUGGGGGAGAUCCAGAAUGCCAAGACAUUGGAGAAGUGCCGGCAUUCAUUCUGCGAGGGCUGCAUCACCCGGGCUCUGCAGGUGAAAAAGGCCUGCCCCAUGUGCGGCCGCUUCUAUGGGCAGCUGGUGGGCAACCAGCCCCAGAAUGGGCGGAUGCUGGUCUCUAAGGACGCCACCCUCCUACUGCCCAGCUAUGAGAAGUACGGCACCAUUGUCAUCCAGUACGUCUUCCCGCCCGGUGUCCAGGGGGCUGAACACCCAAACCCAGGAGUUCGGUAUCCUGGCACCACACGGGUGGCCUACCUCCCGGACUGCCCUGAGGGCAACAAGGUGCUGACCCUGUUCCGCAAGGCGUUUGACCAGCGUCUCACCUUCACUAUCGGCACGUCCAUGACCACAGGGAGACCGAAUGUCAUCACCUGGAACGACAUCCACCACAAGACCAGCUGCACAGGGGGACCCCAGCUGUUUGGGUACCCAGACCCCACCUACCUGACCCGGGUGCAAGAGGAGCUGAGAGCGAAGGGUAUCACAGAUGACUGAAGGACAUCGCCUUUGCCAAGGCCCCUGCUGUCUGCCUCUACUAGGACCCAGCAGAAGCCUCUUUCUCCUCUCUGCCCCCUGCCCCCCACACCACACCUGUAGGGGACCUGUCUGACUGGGAAGGGAGUUCCGAGAGGGAGGGGGCAAUCCCUUCCCCCAUCCCCCACUGGCCAAGUGUUUCAAUGCAGUGUGAGCCACUCCCUUCUGGCAGAGGCCGACCUCCAAGGCUCUGUUCUCCCCUCCCCGUGUACAUAUACUCCCGGUUUCCCUGCCCCUCCAUUGCCCUUGGCUUUUUCUGGUAUGUGCUGUGCUCCAUGACCAAGCCGAGAAAGGACCUAGGGUGGGGAAGGGAGGGUCUCUUGAUUCCUAACCGCCCCCACAUACUGCUCCACCGCUGAACUUCGGGUGCCAGGGAGGAGAAAUUGGGCUGAUGUGAGCUCCCCGUCACCCCCCAUGGAGCCGGCUGUGUGUGUUCAUCAGAUACAGUUCUCCCUUAACCUUGUCCUUUCUCUCCUGUGUCUCAGUCUCCGUCAGUCUGUCUUUCUCCGCUCUUCUCUGACCCCUGUGAGGAACCUCCUUACCCUGUUCUGGAAUCGCUGCCAGACUGUAGCUUUUAAUUUAAUAAAAAUAAAGUAAAAUAUGCAACUCUU
Molecule: messenger RNA, 2573 nt
Organism: Pan troglodytes (chimpanzee)
Lineage: Eukaryota; Metazoa; Chordata; Mammalia; Primates; Hominidae
Gene: DTX3
Product: deltex E3 ubiquitin ligase 3
Exons: 7
Coding region: 880-1923 (347 amino acids)
Biological process (GO): Notch signaling pathway; protein ubiquitination
Source: RefSeq, a predicted model, not a curated record